AUGUUUGACAAGAAAAAUUUGGAGACUCGAUCAGUUUUGGAUGAACUGAGGAAUUUUGAGAAGAAUGUUUUCUUCGAUCUCGGCCACCCUCUCCUCAACCGCAUUGCUGACUGCUUCGUCCGAGCUGCCGGGAUUGGGGCAGUUCAAGCGUUAUCAAAAGAAGCAUAUUUCACUGCUGUAGAAGGUUGUAAUGGCGACACCGUUGCUUCUUCGAAGAAGGCGCAACAAGUAGCAGCCCUUAGAGGGGAAACUAACCAAAAAUCAGUUGAGGCAUUGAUGAAGAGGACUGGGAAGGAAACACUACAAUGGGGUAUGGUAGCCGGAGUUUACUCAGGGCUCACCUAUGGGUUGAAAGAGGCUAGAGGCACCCAAGAUUGGAAAAACAGCGCGUUGGCCGGGGCCCUCACUGGAGGGGCCCUGGCGCUAACGCUUGACCAUGGCUCCCACGAAAAGGUAGUGCAGUGUGUUAUAACAGGAGCUGCUUUGUCCACUGCUGCUAAUCUUCUUGCAGGGGUAUUAUAG
Molecule: messenger RNA, 522 nt
Organism: Salvia splendens (bonfire salvia)
Lineage: Eukaryota; Viridiplantae; Streptophyta; Magnoliopsida; Lamiales; Lamiaceae
Product: outer envelope pore protein 16-2, chloroplastic
Exons: 7
Coding region: 1-522 (173 amino acids)
Cellular component (GO): chloroplast outer membrane
Molecular function (GO): amino acid transmembrane transporter activity
Source: RefSeq, a predicted model, not a curated record